This is a messenger RNA of Synchiropus splendidus (mandarinfish), 2776 nucleotides long. RefSeq names its product GRB2-related adapter protein-like. Gene Ontology annotation, molecular function: protein binding. The coding region runs from base 32 to 808 and encodes 258 amino acids. The transcript has 3 exons. The record is from RefSeq and is a predicted model, not a curated record. NCBI's taxonomy places the organism in Eukaryota, Metazoa, Chordata, Actinopteri, Syngnathiformes, Callionymidae.
CUGGCACGCGUGUGUGUGUGGGAGCUGCAGGAUGGAAGCCGUCGCUCUCUUCUCCUUCACCGCCGCGGAGCCUGACCAGAUCAGCUUCCAGAAGGGUGAUGUCAUCAAGGUGAGCGCCGGUGCUGUGGCCGUGUGCGCGCCGGCUCUCACGCGCGCGCGUGUUUGUCAGGUGACGGCGCUGGACUCCUGCUGGGCCGCGGCUGAGCUUCACGGCAGACGCGGCUUCGUCCCUGAGAACUUGCUGUCUCUCCUCCCUCACCCCUGGUUCGCAGGUCCGGUGUCGCGGCUGGAGGCCGAGCGUCGGCUGCGCUGGCAGGACCCCGGAGUGUUCCUGGUGCGAGAGAGCGAGUCAGCGCCCGGAGAGUUCUCCGUCUCCGUCAGCUUCGGCCAGCAGGUGGAGCACUUCCGGGUGCUGGAGGGCGGCGGCCACUACAGCGUCUGGGAGCAGCGCUUCAGCUCGCUCAACCGCCUGCUGGACUUCUACCGCCACCACAGCAUCGGCGUGGACGCGCCGCUCUUCCUGCGGGACCCGCCGGCAGAACCCCGCUCGCCGCCCCCCAACCCGUACCCCAACCCCUACUGCAUGAGCCCCGCCCCCGCCCCGCCUGAAGACGUGAGUGUGUGUCCUCAGAAGCCUGGCCUGGCUCAGGCCCUCCGCGACUUCACCCCCUCUCACCCCUCCCACCUCCACUUCCUGCGUGGCGACGUCAUCGAGCUGCUGCACUGCUCGGGGCCCGCCUGCAGGGGGCGCUGUCGAGGCCGGGUGGGGAUCUUCCCGCCCGAGUACGUGCAGCCGCUCCACCAGUGACCCCACGACCUCUGCCGCCAUCGACCCGACCGUCCGGUCCAGAACCCUCAAGCCCAGGUGAAUAAAUGCGUCCGACUUUGUUGCCGUCUGUGGUUUUUGCUGAACGAUCACGGCCGACACAUGAGGAGCAGCCGUGAGGUCAGAGCUGCGGCGCGAGGACGUCUCAGUGGAUCCACUGAUCCCAGGCUUUUAUUUGGGGCUGCAAAGUCACAGAGAUGCACAGAGGAGAGGAAAGCUGCGCAGAAGAGGAGGAGGUCCUGGUCCGGUGAGGGGCGCGGGGUCAGGCGAAGUAGGCGUAGAGGAAGAUGUUGACGCUGACCAGCAGGAGCGCGUUGACGCAGCAGAACCGGGACCAGAACACGCUCUCCUGCAGGCUGGCGUGGCGAGGGGGCGGGGCCUCGUCUGAACUCUGACCCGCUGCCGCGCACAGCCCCGUCUGCCAGCCGCAGGAGGCCCCCCUCGCUGGGGCCGCAUCUGAAGGUUGGACCAGGGGAGACGGUCAGUGGAAGCGUGGGUCACGACGUGGAGGUGUGCGUUUGUGUCCUCCACCUCAACAUGUCCCUGCUUGAGCUCUCACCGUGGUUGGAGCAGCGAUGGCUGAUGGACGAAACCUUCUGCAGAGGAAUGUCUCUCUGAGGCUCCUCAGUCAGAGUCCACCAGGUCAGGUUUCGCACCUGGAGGAAGGGCACGCUGAUCUUCAGCUCCUCUCAACACAGGCCAGCAGGUGGCGCUGCGAGUGAACCGCUCACCUGCUCAGGUGGGGGAGGGGGGGUGAGCAGCGACACCACUGCCACCACCACGGCCGUCAGGCCGCACAGCAGGAUGGCGAAGUGCAGGUAGUGGAUGCCCCGCAGCACGGCCGGCGCCGAGUCCAGCACGCCGCAGCGCGGAGGAGGGAAGGCGAACUCCAGAACCAUCCGGCACACGCCCACCACCAGGCCCACCAUCAGGCCCCAGAACGCCCCCUGCAGGAGGAGCAAAGACCUCACAGCAUUUCACCUGUUGUACUACAGGAAAACCCGCAGGAGGAAGGCGCAGCCCUGCAGGAUGUGGUGGCUGUGGUCGCUGGUGUAUUUCACUGGCUGACACCGAACCCUUACUGUUAGCAUUGAGGCUAGGCUACAUUAGCUGCGUGUUAGCGUCCCAGCAGAACAAACUGCUGACUUGUUUCCAGUCCGCCGCCUCACACGUGCUGACGGGAGAACGUCGUCCGGCGAGUGCGGGAAUGUGCCGCAGCAGGUUUGGCGGAAGACGCCGCACCUCUGCUCCGCCUCGCUGUCCGUCCACAACACACAGAGGACAUGAACACGUGAACCAGUGAGUCACCAGAGGCUGGAAACAGUUCGACCCAAAUCGCUGCUCGAGGCGUUGAAAGUUCAGAGUGAGAGUUGUGAAUCAAAUCUAUAGAGCAAAUGAACUUUACGAUUAAAAUAUGAUUUAAAAACACGGUUAUGAAUGGAUGAAGGGUCACAGAGGAAUGUAGCGAUUCGUCCUUGUGUAGAUGACAAAUACGAGUGGAACGUGACCUAGCAAGGACGUGUUUAGGUCACGUCCGGUGACCUCUGACCCCUGACACCACAACCUCUCGCUUCAAGUUGGAAUCAUGACUGACGUAUGACAUCAGCCACUGCAGUACUACAGUGAGUACCACACAGCGAGUAGUACUGCGACUGCGACCCGCCGCAACUGUCGCGCUCACGUGACCCCAGAUCCAAACUCUUAUCAGGGCAGUAAAUCUGCUUUCGAUGAUCAGCGUGAGAAGCUCCUGCUGACUCAGGUGAGAAAGCAGGGAACAAUAGCCGCAAUAAAGCGUCGCAGCACGUGACGCUCAUAAAGCAGCGCGAGAAACACAGGCGCCAUUGUUGCUCCUGCUGAGACACGGCGGUCCCUUCACUCAGUGGCGCUGGAGGUGUGAAGCCACAGGACGAGCACGUGGUACCACCGCCGCCACGCUGAGCCGUCUGCGUC